AUGUCCUCGCUGAAUGUCCGUGAUCUGAACAAUACGCGAAAGGCACAAAUGGAGCUGGUCUUCUUCAAUCGUGUGCCCAAAGUGGGCAGUCAAACAUUUAUGGAGCUACUGCGUCGCCUCUCGGAGCGCAACAAUUUUCAGUUUCAUCGUGAUGCCGUCCAAAAGGUGGAGACCAUUCGCCUCGCCGAAGAUCAACAGCAGGAGAUGGCCGAGGUGAUCAGUGAGCUACCCGAACCCUCGGUCUUUAUUAAGCAUGUGUGCUUUACCAACUUUACCAAGUUCAAUUUGCCAACACCCAUUUAUUUGAAUGUGGUGCGUGAUCCCGUCGAGCGUGUCAUCAGUUGGUUCUAUUAUGUGCGCGCACCUUGGUAUUUUGUGGAACGUAAGGCCGCCUUUCCAGAUCUCCCACUGCCUCAUCCGGCUUGGCUUAAAAAGGACUUUGAAACGUGUGUCCUUAGCGGGGAUCAAGAGUGCACCUACACUCAAGGUGUUACUGUCGAAGGCAUUGGCGAUCAUCGUCGCCAAAGCUUGUUCUUCUGCGGUCAUGAUUACGAGUGCACUCCCUUUAAUACUGUGGGCGCAUUAGAGCGGGCCAAGUUUGCUGUGGAGCAACAGUAUGCGGUGGUUGGAGUAUUGGAAGACUUUAACACGACGCUCUCCGUGCUGGAGAAAUAUGUUCCUCGCUUCUUCGAGGGUGUGCGAGAUAUCUAUGCAAAUAGCGCCGAGUACUUGACCAAGAUAAACAAGAACAAUUUUAAGCCGCCAGUCAGCGAGCACGUGAAGAACAUUGUGCGUCGCAACUUUACGAACGAGAUUGAAUUCUAUCAGUUCUGCCGCCAGCGACUGCAUAAACAAUAUUUGGCCGCCCAUUUGCCUCAAAAGAUUAUUACAGCGCAUCAAGGGGGCUUCGGGGGCAAUUAG
Messenger RNA from Drosophila nasuta, 921 nucleotides. Its product is annotated as heparan sulfate 2-O-sulfotransferase pipe-like. The record is from RefSeq and is a predicted model, not a curated record. The transcript is spliced from 3 exons. Gene Ontology annotation, cellular component: membrane. Gene Ontology annotation, molecular function: sulfotransferase activity. Lineage: Eukaryota; Metazoa; Arthropoda; Insecta; Diptera; Drosophilidae. The coding region runs from base 1 to 921 and encodes 306 amino acids.